Anisakis simplex (herring worm) is the source of this 207-nucleotide messenger RNA. Lineage: Eukaryota; Metazoa; Nematoda; Chromadorea; Rhabditida; Anisakidae. The record is from the annotation of a GenBank genome assembly.
AUGAACGCAGUGAAGUGUGGUGGUGGUGGUGAUCAUGUUAGCGAUCGUAGAAGUGGGGUGGUGCUCAGUGGCGCAGUGGUGUAUGCGGAGCGUGAUAUAUUGACGUUCACGGAUAAUCCGUUUGUGGUGUCGUUUUAUGGGUCGUUCGAGACUCGUCACCAUUUGUGUAUGUUGAUGGAGUACGUGGAGGGAGGCGAUUGCGCUGCG